GGUACCAUUAAAGCACAAUUGGAAUGGAGGCAAACUAAUGGCAAAACAUUUGAUUCAGUGAGCAAACAAUUAUUGUCUAAGCAUAAAGGGAAUAGAGAAUUCAGUAGAAAAACGCCAAUUGAUUAUAAUGAAUAUGAUGAGCAGGGAUUAAAACAACCAUAUAAUGACUCUUUCUUACAAUGGCAUGAUAAUUAUGGCCAAUUAGUAAACGAUAAUAUCAAAUUAAAUGAAUUAGAAAAGGAAGUGAUCAAUGUACAUUAUUAUACAUCAAAAAUAAACAUUUUUAAAAAAUAUGACAGAUUAAAAAGUUCUAAAGUAUUUAAUAAAAUUAUGUAUAAGAAAAUGUUUUUAUUGUUUAUUCUUCCAGUUAUAAUUUUAUUAGUUGGAUUUUCUUUUUUACACUACGGUAUGAAUGCAACCGAAAUUUUGUACUAUAUUCCAUUUGCUGUAUCAUCCUUUUUUAUAUUAUUUUAUACAUUUUUUAAAAUCCUAAAAUAUUAUAUUUAUAUAGAAAAUGAUGGAAAAUGUAGUUUUGGGGAUUAUUUUAGAAUAUUCUCCAAAAAGAUCAAUUAA
Molecule: messenger RNA, 573 nt
Organism: Plasmodium cynomolgi strain B
Lineage: Eukaryota; Apicomplexa; Aconoidasida; Haemosporida; Plasmodiidae
Exons: 2
Source: RefSeq, a predicted model, not a curated record